This is a messenger RNA of Stomoxys calcitrans (stable fly), 1733 nucleotides long. It is a transcript of the gene Aatf, whose product is annotated as protein Aatf. The transcript has 4 exons. Lineage: Eukaryota; Metazoa; Arthropoda; Insecta; Diptera; Muscidae. Bases 101 to 1642 code for a protein of 513 amino acids. Gene Ontology annotation, cellular component: nucleus; nucleolus. Gene Ontology annotation, biological process: regulation of transcription by RNA polymerase II. The record is from RefSeq and is a predicted model, not a curated record.
UUUUGGUUUUUUAUAUUUUACCUUGCACGUUGUUUUUCUUAUUAAUGGUCAUUUUACAAAUUCCUCUUAUAUUUUAACAAAAAAAAUAUCUGCUCCAACCAUGUUAAAGAAACCAAAAAAUAAGCAAAAAACUGUUGCCGAAAAGGUAGCAGCUCUUCUAACGCAUCGCAAUGAAAGCGGCAGCGAAGACAGUGAUUCUGAGAAGGAGGCAACCGCACCAAAAGUUGUUGAAUUUGAUGAAAAUGAAUAUCAGAUGCCUGAGGCCAGAACCACCGAGUUUCGUAAACGUAAUGUUAAACUAUUGUCUGAACAGAGUUCCAAGUAUAAAGGAAAGAUAUCCUCAAGAAAGGAAUUGGAAGAGGAUGACGAACAGGAAGAAAGCGACGAUGAUGAUGAUGACGUCGACGGACUGGAAUAUGAAGAAAGCGAUGAAAGUGAGGGUGAUGGUGAUGGUGACAAUGAAAUAGCAGAAGACUCUUCAGAGUCUGAAAAUGAAAAGGCAUUGAAAAGUUUUGGCAGCGCCCUAAGAAAGCAGCAAGUAAAUAAUAAGCAAGUUGGAGAUUCUGAUGAAAGUGAAGAUCAUUUCGACGAAGAGGAUGCUGAAGAAGGUACCGAAAGUGAAGAUGGUGGCGAGGAUGAUGAUGAUGAUGUUGAAGAUGAUGACGACGAAGACGAUGAUGAAUACGACAAUGAGGAAGAUGAAGACGACGCCAAUGAAGAAAGUGAAGUCAUUAGCAAAGUAAAUCGUGAUGCUGAAAUACAAAAAGGUUUAUGUGUUCAAAAUCAAUUACAACUUUGGGAACGACUUCUUGAAAUGCGCAUCAAGUCUCAGAAAAUUCUCUCUCAGGCCAAUCAGCUACCAGCAGCAGAUGAAAUAAAACAACUUGUCUCGUCAAAUGAUGAGCACAAAACCACUACCCAAGAAGCUGUUAAACAAACACAAAAGUUAUUACAAAGCCUAUUGCAACUACAGGACACUCUGUAUUCUCAAUACUCGGAAUUGAAUAAAAGUAUAAAACCCUCCUUGAAAAGACCUUCGCCGUUUAAACAACAACAUCCAAAUAGUGAGGAGCCUCCCUUAAAACAAAUUAAUGGUUAUUUACAAGAUCGUUUUGAUACAUUUCGUUCAUACCGCAAUAGUGUGCUAAUAAAAUGGGAUGACCGCACUAAAUUACUACAACCAGGAGCUGGAGCCAAAAAGCGUACUCUGGAAGAAUAUGAUAUUAUUGAAAAAAUUGACAAUACGCUUAUGAAUAAGGCAACGCUAAUACAAAAGUCCCAGCAAAUGAAAAACAGCCAAAGGCCUAAAACUGAGGAAGACACAGAAAACAAACUACAAACGGGUGAAGACGAUUUAAAUGUCAAUGUAUAUGAUGAUAGUGAUUUCUAUCACCAACAAUUGAGAGAGCUGAUAGAAUAUAAGGCGAAUACCUCAAAUAAUAUGAGUGAAGUUACGAAACAAUAUUUGGAAUUGCAAAAGCUGAGGCAGAAAAUGAAAAAGAAAGUGGAUACCAGGGCUAGUAAAGGUCGAAAGUUACGUUAUGUGGUACACAAUAAACUUAUCAACUUUAUGGCUCCCCAUGAUAAUUCUUCCUGGACCAAUGAUUCAAAAGAUGAAUUAUGUAAAUCCCUAUUUGUGUAAAUAGAAAAUAAAUAAAACAAAAAGCCCCCGUGAAAAACACAUCCAAAGUCCAAAUAAAGUGCAUUUUUAUUAAUAUUUUUAAUAAUAAUAA